AUGAGCUCUAUUCCGCCUCCACCUCCACCAGGGUGGUCGGCCGCUCCUCCGCCGCCUGGCAUGGCACCACCGCCUCCCGGCUAUCGUCCUCCAGCCGAUCCACAGGUUGCGAAGUUCGCUCAGAAGAAAAAGGAAUGGCUGCGGACACAGAGAAACCGCUUUGCAGAAAAACGGAAGGGUGGUUUUGUGGAGACACAAAAGGCGGAUAUGCCACCUGAACAUCUGCGCAAGAUCGUGAAGGAUAUUGGCGAUGUCAGUCAGAAGAAGUUCAGCACCGACAAGAGGAGCUAUCUCGGCGCCCUGAAAUUUAUGCCACAUGCGGUCCUCAAGCUGCUCGAAAACAUGCCAAUGCCUUGGGAGUCUGCUCGGGAGGUCAAAGUCCUGUAUCAUGUCAAUGGUUGUCUUACGCUGGUCAACGAGAUACCAAGGGUUAUAGAACCAGUCUUCCAUGCGCAGUGGGCCACCAUGUGGGUAUGCAUGAGGCGGGAGAAGAGCGAUCGAAGACAUUUCAAGAGGAUGAGAUUUCCACCGUUCGAUGAUGAAGAACCGCCUCUGUCCUGGACAGAGAAUAUUGAGGAUGUUGAGCCCUUGGAACCCAUCCAAAUGGAGCUGGAUGAGAACGAAGAUGGGCCAGUGUAUGAGUGGUUUUACGACCAUAGACCCUUGAUCGACACUCCCCAUGCGAAUGGGCCCAGCUACAAGGAAUGGAACCUCACAUUACCACAGAUGGCAACUUUGUAUCGGUUGAGCCAUCAACUGCUUAGCGACGUUGUGGACAAGAAUUAUUUCCAUAUGUUUGACAGAGAAAGCUUCUUCACAGCCAAAGCACUAAAUGUUGCCAUUCCAGGCGGGCCCAGGUUCGAGCCGCUGUACAAGGAUGUGGAUCCGAAUGAUGAGGACUUCGGAGAGUUCAAUGCUAUUGAUCGCAUCAUCUUCAGAGCCCCUAUCAGGACAGAGUAUCGCGUUGCGUUUCCCUACCUCUACAAUUCGCUGCCGAGAAGUGUCAAAUUGUCGUGGUAUUCCUAUCCUCAGGUUGUUUACGUGCGCUCCGAAGACCCAAAUUUACCUGCUUUCUAUUUUGAUCCUGUCAUCAAUCCUAUUUCCUCACGGUCGGUCGCGCCAAAGAACAUUACCGUCAGCCACGAAGAUGAGAUAUUCGGGCCAGGUAAUAACGAAGACGACGAAUUCGAGUUGCCAGGAAAUGUGGAACCAUUUUUGGCGGAUGAAGAACUCUAUACCGCUGAGACGGCUUCAGCUAUCUCCCUCUGGUGGGCGCCAUUCCCCUUCGACCGUCGGUCGGGGAAGAUGGUGCGAGCUCAAGACGUACCAUUGGUAAAGCGAUGGUAUCUAGAGCAUUGCCCCCAGGGCCAGCCCGUAAAGGUCAGGGUAUCCUACCAGAAGCUGUUGAAAUCGUACGUCCUUAAUGAGUUGCACAAGAAGAAGCCAAAAGCUCAGAAUAAACAAUACCUCCUCAAAACCCUUAAGUCUACAAAGUUCUUCCAGCAAACAACCAUAGACUGGGUCGAAGCGGGCCUGCAGGUGUGUCGACAGGGUUUCAACAUGCUGAACCUCCUCAUUCAUCGCAAGAAUUUGACAUAUUUGCACCUGGACUAUAACUUCAAUCUCAAGCCUGUCAAGACUUUGACGACAAAAGAGCGCAAGAAGUCCAGAUUUGGAAACGCCUUUCAUUUGAUGCGGGAAAUUCUUAGAUUGACGAAAUUGAUCGUUGAUGCCCAGGUCCAGUAUCGGCUGGGCAAUAUCGAUGCGUUCCAAUUAGCCGACGGGAUCCUAUAUGCCUUCAACCACGUUGGUCAGCUGACGGGCAUGUACCGUUACAAGUAUAAGCUCAUGCAUCAAAUCCGAUCCUGUAAAGAUCUCAAACAUUUGAUCUACUAUCGCUUCAAUUCUGGACCGGUUGGUAAGGGGCCUGGUUGUGGAUUUUGGGCACCAGCCUGGCGGGUGUGGCUCUUCUUCAUGCGUGGCAUUAUUCCCCUGCUCGAACGAUGGCUCGGCAAUCUACUUUCUCGGCAAUUCGAAGGUCGUCAUAGUAAGGGUGUUGCGAAGACAGUCACGAAGCAGCGAGUUGAGUCGCAUUUCGAUCUCGAACUACGCGCUUCAGUCAUGGCAGAUUUGAUGGACAUGAUGCCUGAAGGCAUCAAGCAAAACAAAGUCAAUACUGUCUUACAGCAUCUUUCCGAAGCCUGGAGAUGUUGGAAGAGUAAUAUUCCAUGGAAAGUGCCUGGGCUCCCUGCCCCUAUUGAGAAUAUCAUUCUCCGCUACGUCAAAAGUAAAGCCGACUGGUGGAUUUCGGUAGCACACUACAACCGCGAGCGAAUACGAAGAGGCGCCACUGUUGACAAAACUGUGGCAAAGAAAAAUCUUGGUCGAUUGACUCGAUUGUGGCUGAAAUCUGAGCAAGAGAGACAGCACAACUACAUGAAGGAUGGCCCUUAUGUAUCAUCUGAGGAAGCAGUCGCUAUUUAUACAACCACAGUGCACUGGCUCGAGUCCCGAAAAUUCUCCCCAAUUCCGUUUCCAAGCGUAUCCUACAAGCAUGACACCAAAAUCCUGAUUCUAGCGCUCGAAAGAUUACGGGAAGCCUACUCCGUCAAAGGCCGUUUGAAUCAAAACCAAAGAGAGGAGCUGGCUCUUAUCGAGCAAGCGUAUGAUUCUCCAGGCACCACGCUUGCGAGAAUCAAGCGCUUUCUCCUAACUCAACGAGCUUUCAAAGAAGUCGGUAUCGACAUGAACGAUAACUACAGCACAAUAAAUCCUGUGUACGACAUCGAACCAAUCGAAAAGAUUACAGAUGCAUAUCUUGAUCAAUACCUCUGGUAUCAGGCUGAUCAGCGUCAUCUGUUUCCGGCAUGGAUCAAGCCGUCCGAUUCAGAAGUGCCACCCUUACUAACCUACAAAUGGGCUCAGGGUAUCAACAACCUCACCAAAGUCUGGGAAACCGAGGAUGGCCAGUGCAACGUGAUGAUCGAAACACAGCUAUCGAAAGUCUACGAGAAAAUUGAUCUGACAUUGCUCAAUCGUCUUCUGCGGUUGAUCAUGGAUCACAACCUGGCUGAUUACAUUACAUCAAAGAACAACGUUCAGCUGAACUAUAAGGACAUGAAUCACACAAACAGCUACGGCAUGAUCCGUGGACUUCAGUUUUCUGGAUUCGUAUUUCAGUAUUAUGGAUUGGUCACCGACUUAUUGUUGCUCGGCCUGCAGCGUGCCAGUGAGAUUGCAGGCCCUCCCCAAAGCCCAAACGACUUCUUGCAGUUCCGAGACCGUGAGACCGAGACGCGUCAUCCGAUCAGGUUGUACACUCGAUAUAUCGACAAGAUAUGGGUAUUCUUCAGGUUCACCGCAGACGAGUCACGCGAUUUAAUCCAGCGCUUUUUAACCGAACAACCAGAUCCGAAUUUUGAAAACGUCAUCGGUUACAAGAACAAGAAAUGCUGGCCACGAGAUUCUCGCAUGAGACUGAUGCGACACGACGUCAAUCUGGGCCGAGCAGUUUUCUGGGAUCUCAAGAACCGCUUGCCUCGAUCAGUUACCACCAUCGAAUGGGACGACACCUUUGCUAGCGUUUACAGCAGGAACAAUCCAAACCUGCUGUUCUCAAUGUGUGGGUUUGAGGUGCGGAUUCUGCCUAAGAUCAGAAAUCAGGCCGAGGAAUUCCCUGUCAAGGAUAGUGUAUGGGCUUUAGCGGAUAAUACGACCAAAGAGAGGACAGCACAUGCCUUCUUGCAGGUCACUGAAGAAGAUAUUCAGAAGUUCAACAACAGAAUACGACAGAUUUUGAUGUCUUCGGGAUCGACAACAUUCACCAAGAUUGCCAACAAGUGGAACACGACUUUGAUCGCUCUCUUUACUUACUACAGGGAGGCCGCUGUUUCUACGAUCAAUCUGCUUGACACCAUUGUCAAAUGCGAGACCAAAAUCCAAACCCGUGUUAAAAUAGGUUUGAAUUCAAAAAUGCCUUCGCGGUUCCCCCCUGCUGUAUUUUAUACACCAAAGGAAUUGGGCGGCUUGGGCAUGAUAUCAGGCUCGCACAUUCUGAUCCCUACUAGCGAUAAGCGUUGGUCGAAGCAAACAGACACGGGCGUGACACAUUACCGGGCUGGGAUGUCACAUGACGAAGAGACAUUGAUCCCGAACAUCUUCAGAUAUAUCAUACCCUGGGAAGCUGAGUUCAUCGAUUCUCAGAGAGUCUGGACAGAGUACUCGCAAAAGCGGAUGGAAGCGAAUCAACAGAAUCGUCGACUUACGCUGGAAGACCUAGAAGAUAGCUGGGAUCGUGGUCUCCCACGGAUCAAUACACUGUUUCAGAAAGAUCGAAGCACCCUUAGCUUUGACAAGGGUUUCCGAGCCCGGACAGAAUUCAAAACAUACCAGUUGAUGAAGAGCAAUCCAUUUUGGUGGACCAGUCAACGACACGAUGGAAAGUUGUGGAAUCUGAAUGCCUACAGAACAGAUGUCAUCCAGGCGCUUGGCGGUGUGGAGACUAUCUUGGAGCACACUCUGUUCAAGGCGACAGCCUUUCCAUCUUGGGAAGGCUUGUUCUGGGAGAGAGCAUGUCUCGCCAAUGGGACUAUGCUGUUGCGCUAUGAUGGCUCUAAGGUCGCCGUCGAAGAUGUCGUGGAAGGAGAUCUACUUCUCGGUCCCGAUGGUGGUUCCCGUCGCGCAUUCAACGUCGUGAAAGGUACGGAUAGGCUGUAUCGUAUUAAGAUUGGUUCUCGCAAAGAGGAUCUGGUUGUUACGCCAAACCACAUCUUGGUUCUACACCGGGUGGUAGCUGAGCGAUAUGAUACCGUUGAGAUGACCGCUGCCGAAUUCGCUUCUCUUGAGCCAGAAGAGAGAGCCAAACACAGGCUCUUCAGAUGUCCUGAUUUUGAGCUACCCAAGCAGAAUGUGCCAGUCAACCCCUAUUUUCUGGGCCUGUGGCUGGGAGAUGGCAGGCGUAAUAGCAGUACCAUCUACCGCAAUCACGAAGCUGCAGUCCGGGAGUUUCUUGCCUGUUACGCGCGCAAAAAACCAGUCGAGCGUUUCAACCCACAAGCGCAUAGCUUCAUCAUUAAGGACAUCGUGCUCGAAGCUGAGCCCACGAAAUGGGCUGGUUUCCGGGUCGACAAGGACCAACUGUACUUGCGACACGACUACCUUGUGCUCCACAACAGCGGCUUCGAAGAAUCUAUGAAAUUCAAGAAACUGACAAAUGCUCAGCGAUCUGGUCUCAACCAGAUUCCGAAUCGUCGAUUUACAUUGUGGUGGUCGCCAACCAUCAAUCGAGCCAACGUCUAUGUAGGAUUUCAGGUUCAGCUCGACCUGACUGGCAUCUUCUUGCAUGGAAAGAUCCCCACGUUAAAAAUCUCACUCAUUCAGAUCUUCCGUGCGCAUUUGUGGCAGAAGAUUCACGAGUCUGUGGUCAUGGAUCUGUGCCAAGUUUUCGACCAGGAGCUUGAACAGCUGGGUAUUGAGACAGUACAGAAGGAGACGAUCCAUCCCCGAAAGUCAUACAAAAUGAACAGCUCUUGCGCAGAUAUUCUCCUCUUUGCAAGUCACAAAUGGAACGUUACACGACCUUCCCUUCUAUUUGACACCAAGGACCAGAUUGAAGCAACUACGACAAACAAGUUCUGGAUUGACGUUCAGCUACGGUACGGCGAUUACGAUUCGCAUGAUAUUGAAAGAUAUGUCAGAGCCAAAUACCUUGACUACACCACCGACAGCAUGAGUAUAUACCCUUCCGCUACAGGUUUGAUGAUAGGAAUCGAUCUGGCGUACAAUCUAUACUCAGCCUAUGGACAAUACUUCCCUGGUCUCAAAGCGCUCGUUCAGCAAGCGAUGGCGAAGAUCAUGAAAGCAAAUCCUGCGUUGUAUGUGCUCCGAGAGCGCAUUCGAAAGGGACUUCAGCUUUAUGCUUCUGAAAGUACUCAGGAAUUCCUCAACUCACAAAACUACUCCGAGCUGUUCAGCAAUCAAACACAGCUUUUCAUCGAUGACACAAAUGUGUAUCGGGUCACCAUCCACAAGACGUUCGAGGGUAAUUUGACAACAAAACCAAUUAAUGGGGCGAUCUUCAUAUUCAACCCGCGGACUGGUCAACUAUUUUUGAAGAUUAUUCACACAAGUGUAUGGGCUGGACAAAAGCGACUUGGACAGCUUGCUAAAUGGAAGACUGCCGAAGAAGUUGCUGCCCUCAUUCGCUCCUUACCAGUUGAUGAGCAGCCAAAGCAACUGAUAGUCACUCGGAAAGGUCUUCUUGACCCGUUGGAAGUGCAUCUGCUCGACUUUCCAAACAUCUCUAUUCGAGCUUCAGAACUGCAAUUACCAUUUCAAGCAGCGAUGAAGGUAGAAAAACUGGCAGACAUGAUUCUUCGUGCUACAGAACCCCAAAUGGUGCUUUUCAACCUCUACGACGAAUGGCUCAAGACGGUAUCCUCAUACACUGCCUUUUCGCGGCUAGUACUUAUUUUGAGAGCAUUGCACGUCAACACCGACAAGACGAAGCUCCUGUUGCGACCAGACAAGACAGUUAUCACCCAAGCACAUCACAUAUGGCCGUCGCUGUCGGAUGAGGACUGGAUCAAAGUUGAAGUGCAGCUCCGUGAUCUGAUCUUAAAUGACUAUGGCAAGAAGAACAACGUCAAUACCCAAUCUCUCACAAGCAGCGAGGUGCGAGACAUCAUUCUUGGGAUGGAAAUAUCAGCACCAUCGAUGCAACGGCAACAAGCGGCAGAGAUCGAGAAGCAACAGCAGGAACAACAGCAGUUGACGGCAGUGACCACCAAGACGCAGAACGUUCGGGGUGAAGAGAUCGUUGUCACUACGACAUCACAAUAUGAGCAACAGGCAUUUGCGUCCAAGACGGAAUGGAGAACUCGGGCCAUUGCUACAUCGAACCUGCGGACGAGAGCAAACAACAUUUACAUAUCCUCGGACGAUAUGCAUGAGUCGGAAGACCGCUACACCUACAUCCUGCCCAAAAACGUUCUCAAGCGCUUCAUUGCCAUUGCUGAUCUGAGGGUGCAAGUUGCUGGCUAUCUAUAUGGAUCUUCUCCACCCGACAACGAUCGAGUAAAGGAGAUCCGCACGAUUGUGAUGGUUCCACAGGUUGGCAAUACUCGCGAUGUGCAGCUUCCUCAGCAGUUGCCACAGCACGAGUACCUGAAAAGCAUGGAGCCUUUGGGUAUCAUUCAUACAGUGUCUGGCAACGAAGCACCGUACAUGACAGCAGCAGAUGUUACUAUGCACUCGCGUCUGAUGGCCGCCCACCCGGCUUGGGACAAGAAGACGAUUACCUUGACCGUCUCCUUCACUCCAGGAUCGGUCUCUCUAUCGUCGUGGGCACUCACACCCGCCGGCUACACCUGGGGAGCACAAAACAAGGACACGUCAUCCGACUCUCCUGCCGGCUUCAGCACUUCCUUUGGAGAGAAGUGUCAAUUGCUGCUGAGCGACAAGAUUCGGGGCUAUUUUCUGGUGCCUGAAACGGAGCAAUGGAAUUACAGUUUCAUGGGAGCGGCGUUUGCGAGCGUGGAGAAGAGGCCAGUGUAUUGCAAGAUUGACCAGCCACGGCCGUUCUACGAUGCUAUGCAUCGGCCGGUGCAUUUUAGCUCAUUUGCCGAGCUGGAAGUCUCUUUUGAUCGGGAAGAUGUGUUCGCUUAG
Molecule: messenger RNA, 7665 nt
Organism: Endocarpon pusillum Z07020
Lineage: Eukaryota; Fungi; Ascomycota; Eurotiomycetes; Verrucariales; Verrucariaceae
Product: Pre-mRNA-processing-splicing factor 8
Exons: 1
Coding region: 1-7665 (2554 amino acids)
Biological process (GO): mRNA splicing, via spliceosome; spliceosomal tri-snRNP complex assembly; intein-mediated protein splicing
Cellular component (GO): catalytic step 2 spliceosome; U5 snRNP
Molecular function (GO): U1 snRNA binding; U5 snRNA binding; protein binding
Source: RefSeq, a predicted model, not a curated record